CCGCGUGGAGUCACUCGGGCGCCGCCGUGCUCCCGAUCCCCGCAGCUGCAGCGCCGCGGUCCUGGCCCGGACGCCCGGGCAAGUUCUCCAGAGUUAAAAGCGAAGUUAGGGCGAGGGGCGGGCCGAGCUGCCUCUGUGCGCCCCCGGCGUCCCCAGUGCGCCCAGCCCCGCCGGGGGCGCCGGUGACUCUCCCGUGCCAGCCAUGUCGUCCAUCCUGCCCUUCACCCCCCCGAUCGUGAAGCGCCUGCUGGGCUGGAAGAAGGGCGAGCAGAACGGGCAGGAGGAGAAGUGGUGCGAGAAGGCGGUCAAGAGCCUAGUGAAGAAGCUCAAGAAGACGGGGCAGUUGGACGAGCUGGAGAAGGCCAUCACCACGCAGAACGUGAACACCAAGUGCAUUACCAUCCCCAGGUCACUGGAUGGGCGGUUGCAGGUGUCCCAUCGGAAGGGGCUCCCUCAUGUUAUCUACUGCCGCCUGUGGCGAUGGCCUGACCUGCACAGCCACCAUGAGUUACGGGCCAUGGAGCUCUGUGAGUUCGCCUUCAACAUGAAGAAGGAUGAAGUGUGUGUAAACCCUUACCACUAUCAGAGAGUAGAGACACCAGUUCUACCUCCAGUGUUGGUGCCGCGCCACACCGAGAUCCCGGCUGAGUUCCCCCCGCUGGAUGACUACAGCCAUUCCAUCCCCGAGAACACUAACUUCCCCGCUGGCAUUGAGCCCCAGAGCAAUAUUCCAGAAACCCCACCUCCUGGCUACCUGAGUGAAGAUGGAGAAACCAGUGACCACCAGAUGAACCACAGCAUGGAUGCAGGUUCUCCAAACCUCUCCCCAAAUCCGAUGUCCCCCGCACACAAUAACUUGGACCUUCAGCCAGUCACCUACUGUGAGCCGGCCUUCUGGUGCUCCAUCUCCUACUAUGAGCUGAACCAGCGAGUUGGGGAGACAUUCCACGCCUCACAGCCAUCCAUGACGGUAGAUGGCUUCACUGACCCCUCCAACUCGGAGCGCUUCUGCCUGGGCCUGCUGUCCAACGUCAACCGGAAUGCCGCUGUGGAGCUUACGAGGCGGCACAUAGGGAGAGGUGUGCGGCUCUACUACAUCGGAGGGGAGGUCUUUGCAGAGUGCCUCAGUGACAGCGCUAUUUUCGUCCAGUCUCCCAACUGCAAUCAGCGCUAUGGCUGGCACCCCGCCACUGUCUGCAAGAUCCCCCCAGGCUGCAACCUCAAGAUCUUCAACAACCAGGAAUUCGCCGCCCUCCUGGCUCAGUCUGUCAACCAGGGCUUCGAGGCCGUCUACCAGCUGACUCGAAUGUGUACCAUCCGAAUGAGCUUCGUCAAAGGCUGGGGAGCUGAGUACAGGAGACAGACAGUGACCAGCACCCCCUGCUGGAUUGAGCUACACCUGAAUGGGCCCUUGCAGUGGCUUGACAAGGUCCUCACCCAGAUGGGUUCCCCCAGCAUCCGCUGUUCCAGUGUGUCUUAGAGAUACUGGGAGUAAAGGGAAGCAGGGUUGGGGAGGGCGGGCUAGGGGAAAAUGUCCUUGGAAGAGAACUCCAUCCGACCUGGUCUUGUGAAAGAACACAGGUUCCUCUCCACUAAGGCACCAACCUGUUCCUGAAACCACGGAAGAAAAUCCCAGGGAUGGAUUUUAUGAACAGCUGUGUCUGCUGCGUACACGUGCCACAGUUUGAAGGCCAAGUGACGGCUUCUGAGCUGGUGGCUUGAGCUACAGGUGUUGUGUCACCACCUGACUCCUUGUUUAAUCACAGAGAUGUGGGAUGUCACAGUCUAAAAGGAAAGUGCCUUUCUCCAGGGCUGGAGUGGUGAGUUUACCUUUGGAGAAGAACUUUUAAUGAAGUGUGCCCUGUCCCACCACUCUCUCAGAGAGGGUGUACCUGAUGAACUGGAUGGCCUACGUAGGCACUUUCUCCCUACUCCCAGAAUGCACAGAGAUGGGAACAUGUUGGAGGCUAAAGCUGGUGAGAACCGUUUCUUCACUGCCUCUUCUUCCUUGGAAGGACCUGCUGAAGUUUCAGCGUGUAUGUGAUGUAUCGUUCCUAUUUUCACAUCAGUCUCAAAGAGAUUCGGAUGUUGUUCAAGUGUUUGCAGGAGUCUUGGAGUACGUGUCCUGGGUGAGGUGGCACCACACUGAGUGAAUGCACCUCUGGGAGCUGGCACCACACUCUUGACGUGUGGGCUGUGUUGGUCUAAUGGAGACAACUGCAUUAAUGAAUUCCCCUAGCAUAGGCUCUCUGAAGUGUCUUCUGUUUGAUAAAAACAAUCCUGGGUACAUAUGUUGGCUGGAAACCCAGAGUGGACAGACCCAGCCACUGCUUCUUGCCCUGAGGUUUAGAAGCCAAGAGUUAUGGAAGACAAUUCACCAGGAGGUAAGACAUCCCAGGCUGACAUGGGCAAAUGAAAAGGGCUAUUAAUUUUUUUUACACCUUGGAAAAUUGCAGGCUUGGUGCAGAGAGCUCUGUCAUCUUCACCCUGGGAUGUAAGAUUACCUAGCUUUGGUAAAGGAUUGCCACCGAAAACUGCCACAGUGACACUGUGUAAUAAGCACUGUUCCCAGUGGCAAUUACAGAGGGAACGAGUAUAAAUUAUUUCAACUGGAAAAAAAAAAGUCCUUUUCCUGGCUGUUUUAGAACAGGGCACACAGGACCGCCACCCGCAACUGGUGUUCUCUUCUUGGCUGCUGUUUGUGUUAUGAAAUGACGAGCCCAUACUUUUGCAUGGAUUUCCCAUGGAAGUCCUGUCCUGUUCCAGAGGGGAAAAAGUGCACCCUCCAAUGUGAUGAAUCUUCUGAUGCUCCAGAGACUCUGGGGCGCAUCCUGGUGCCUCUUCUCCAGGAGCCUGUGCCCUUAGAAGCUCUGGGCAGGAUGUUUCCAGCUAGACAGACUGAUCCUUCUUCAGACACAGAUGCCUGUGCGAGUCUCUCCCUAGGCUGUUGACACAAGACAAUUCUGAACCUCUCAGGUUCUUUGGAAGGGCACAGACCACAGAUGUGAACAUUUUGCUGGGCUUGAAAUGGUCUGUGAACUGCUGCUCCAGACACAGAAGUCCUUGGAACUGCCUGCCUGUCACACAUGCUCCGAGUCAGAACACAACAGAGACACUCUGGUGUGGCUUCUAGGGAAACAUUCACGGUCCUCUCAUCGGCCAUGGGCAGAAGUUCGUGUCACUUGCUGCUCAGUUUCCUAGGAGCUUUCUGUGUCCCCUCCCUCAGUCAUCCUCCAGGUGGCUAUGGUACAGUCCAUUCUGCUGCAACUGGAAGGCACUGCUCAGAGCAGAUGGCAGCUUCUGGAGGCACAUGGUUGGGAGUAUGCCCCUUCACUUUAUUGGCCAGUCACUCGAGAAAUCUGUACGAGAAAAAUCCUAGGCAGGUUCUACUCUUGGCAUCUCUGAGAGUAAAAAAGGCUUGGAGUCUAGGAAGGACACGCCAUCGUGGAGAACACAGGUCCUUUGGGUAUGUGUAAUCAAAGUGUCCUCCCAAAUUAGUUUUCUUUUUUGUGUGAAUAGCACCUCUACUUUUAAAGAACAGUUGGGAACCGAGAAAACAGUGCAGAAGCUGGUGUGGCCUUUGAAAAGUGUGGUUCUUUCAGGUGGCCUGACUGCCACAUGCUGUUCCAGCCCUGGGCACCUGCUGACAUGGACCCACAUGGCUAGCACUGGGCACCCCAGAGAAGCUAACUCUGUACACCUCUCUCCUCUACUGCCCCUCCUUCCUUAGUGCUUGUUCAGGUAGCCCCAGCCAUGUGGCUUAUAGUCCUGUGCUGGCCUGUCAUGGCAGCUGGCUACCUUCCAGGCAGCCUGUAGAGAGACCUGGCAUUUUGAGGAACGCCUAGAGAGGAGAGCAGGGACUCUCUUAGGAAGGACACAAGGCAGGCAAGGCUGCUGGCAGACUUCUCCACUGACCUGAAAGUGUGUUGUAUUUUUUUUUUAACUUGUUAAUGUAUUGCAUCAAGCCUCGGUGCUUAUGGGGUACUGUGGUCUUGAUCUUCCCCAACUUGCUUCUCAGAGCUGAGAUGUAUUCUAGAGCCUGAUGUUUUUAUUCAAACCACAGAAACGCUUUAAGUAGCAUGUGCAGUCACGCAUGUGCCUGAGUUGCCUGGGGCGGAGGCAAAUAUCUGACUUCAUUCUUAGCCCUAAGCUGCCAUUUCUGAGUUUAAGUCCUUGAGAGGCUGGGAAGGCACAUGUGCCAGGAGGGACACAGCUCUAGCUCCGCACUGUCCUCUUCCUGUAUGACUAGAUGUGUGAGCCCUUUACAGUAGAAGGUACCUGGUCAGAGCUCGCUCUUCCGGUCUGUGGCAUCCGUGUUCCAUUACUGGCCCCUUUAAGUAAUGGCCUUCACAGUGCACUGCAACUUCCCAGUGCGUAGAGAGCCACACAUCAGGAUGUGGCACUGCAGACGGGACACGUCGAUGCAUGGCUGUCGCCCUCAACAGCUCCUGCAGCUGCUUGUAUUAACACAAAAGUGAUGUUUAGCAUUCUGCCGCUUUCAUAUUUAUGUAACAAUUCCUUAAAGCCGUUCAGAUGGAUAACUAUUUAAUUUCUUAAAGACAGUUGUAAAGGUCUCUCCUCACGAGGAUGGUGACUUGGUAGAACUGGGGCACAGCCAGUCCCAGACACUGGUGGAGGCUGCAGUGGCUUUGUCAGCUCAGGAUCCACAGGCAUCGGGAUAGGCUGGGCGGACAAGUGGUGGCGUGUGCAAACAGGCUGUCCCGGUCGAGCCCAGGCCUUCAACAACAUGUCCGCUUCAACAAGGCCCCUCUCUUCUGGAAGUGGAAGCUUCACAUGGAAAUUGGAGCCAUCUUUUAUCCCAGAAGCCUUUGCUGCUGCUAGGGCAAGUGGGCUGGUGUGGACUCUUGUUUGGGGAUGUUUGGAGACGGAGGUUGCUGUCACUCCUUAGCCAGCCAGGCCUUUAGUAUCUUUGUAAAAAGCAUGUAUUUAUAGUGUUUUAGAUUUUUCUAACUUUUGUAUCUUACAGCAUUGUACCCCACUGUUAAAGAGCCGUGUCCCCUCUUCUUAUAAGCGCCCUUCUAAUAAACUUUUCACUGUAAAGCUCCUGA
This is a messenger RNA of Grammomys surdaster, 5069 nucleotides long. It is a transcript of the gene Smad3, whose product is annotated as SMAD family member 3. The coding region runs from base 203 to 1480 and encodes 425 amino acids. NCBI's taxonomy places the organism in Eukaryota, Metazoa, Chordata, Mammalia, Rodentia, Muridae. Gene Ontology annotation, biological process: transforming growth factor beta receptor signaling pathway; regulation of transcription by RNA polymerase II; anatomical structure morphogenesis. The transcript is spliced from 9 exons. Gene Ontology annotation, molecular function: DNA-binding transcription factor activity, RNA polymerase II-specific; RNA polymerase II cis-regulatory region sequence-specific DNA binding; I-SMAD binding. Gene Ontology annotation, cellular component: heteromeric SMAD protein complex. The record is from RefSeq and is a predicted model, not a curated record.